AACGACGGAAUGAUCCAGACUAACGUUUGAUGCGACACCGGAAAUCGGGAUUCGAACCCGAAACAACCCGAAAGUCCAACCAACCGGGUUAUUUGUGAAUUCCGAAUAUUCUAGGUAUUGAUCUCACAUUGUAUAAAUGGAAACAUAAGAGAACCAGUUUCGUGAUGUUACAAGUCAUUGGUUUAUUGACCCUCGCCGUCACCACCUGCCUGGGGGCCACCGAGGGUCUGUCUAAAGAAGAGAGAGACCAGUUCUACAACAGCAAUGAAUACGGAGGGAUGGUCAGCCUCACAGAACACGACUCUUAUUAUGUCGUUGAAUCAAACGGACUUCCAGACCAUGAUACACAACAAAAAAAUAAGAAUGCGGCCGAAGCCCAAAACUUCCGGUUCACGUUUAACAAAGAGAUAGAUUUUGCCUGCACUCCCGGAAGUCUUCCGAAGGGACCGAUUGCAAUCACCAAAACUGGUGUCGCCAUCUACAACCCUCUCAGCAGUACUGACGAAAAUGCUGUGGAUGGCGACGGGGCGGAGAGAUUCGACCGAUGUCAUGGUCACUCUGACAGAAAAGGCAUAUAUCACUACCACCAAUCACCAGGGGCAGAUAACUGUGGCGUCACGUUCACAGCAGAGCCAGACCAAUUUAUCGGUGUUGCCCUAGACGGUUUCCCUAUCUACGGGCCUUACGCCUCCGACAAAGGAGGAGAAGCCUUGACCUCAGCUGACCUUGACGUGUGUCAUGGCCGUAUGUUGGAUGGGAAAUACCGAUAUCACUUGACCUCUGACUUUCCUUACGUAUUGGGAUGCUACUGGGGAGCUGGUGCGAAAGACAACUCUCCGAGAGUGUCGUAUACUUGUGACCCGGAAGUCGGCACAGACCUACCAGAUUUGGGAUACUUAUGCAGUAACGUUGAACAAAGAAACGUGGACGCUGUCGUCUGUAACGAAUAUCCUGGAACAGCGGAAGUGACGACAAACGAAGAUGAAAUGGAGGCUCGCAACAUGGUUACGUCGCCCCCUAUGGCAGCGCCAACUAAACAUACUAAACGCCCACAUCCCAAAACUGGAGAACUCAAACUCCGAGAAUACACGCCCAGCCCCCUCCGGGGAAAAAAUGGAGGACUCAGACUCCGAGAAUACACACCCAGCCCCCUCCGAGAGAAAAAGGGAGGACUCAGACUCCGAGAAUACACACCCAGCCCCCUCCGAGAGAAAAAGGGAGGACUCAUACUCCGAGAAUACACGCCCAGGCCCCUCCGAGAGAAAAAUGGAGGACCCAAACUCCGAGAAUAUACCCCCAGCCCCCUCCGAGAGAAAAAUGGAGGACCCAAACUCCGAGAAUACACGCCCAGCCCCCUUAGAGAGGCAUACCUCAAACGGUGGCUUAAAGAUCUUCUGGAACGAUCUACUUGAAGACAUUGGUCGACUAUUGGUAUAUGAUUAAAGAUAAAAUGAAAUUUUUGAAUGUAGAAAUAUCUAGAACGGACACGUUUCUUCGUUGUAUUUGAAUACCACACAUCAAACUGUAACACACGAGUUAUCUGUCUUUACUGUAACACACGAAUUAUCUGUCUUUACUGUAACACGCGAGUUAUCUGUCUUUACUGUAACACACGAUUUUUCUGUCUUUACUGUAACACACGAGUUAUCUGUCUUUGGGAUCUUAAAUCAAAUGGUCAUAAUUCAGGAUUAUGUUGUAAUUACUUAUUAGCUACUGAGUGAGACUACUUCCACAUGUAAUAACAGACAGAGACAAGUUUUCAUUGUUCAAAUACAGAAUAUGCUAUAAAUAAAUUGUUAAAUACAUAUC
Messenger RNA from Ostrea edulis (European flat oyster), 1809 nucleotides. RefSeq lists its product as uncharacterized. The record is from RefSeq and is a predicted model, not a curated record. The transcript is spliced from 6 exons. The coding region runs from base 165 to 1412 and encodes 415 amino acids. NCBI's taxonomy places the organism in Eukaryota, Metazoa, Mollusca, Bivalvia, Ostreida, Ostreidae.